Molecule: messenger RNA, 639 nt
Organism: Linum tenue
Lineage: Eukaryota; Viridiplantae; Streptophyta; Magnoliopsida; Malpighiales; Linaceae
Source: the annotation of a GenBank genome assembly
AAUUGUGCAAUUUGUCUUUUUCUAAUCUCCGCAUCGUCUCCGUCGUUCAUCCUAUUGAUACAUCCGAAUGUCGUUGAUCCGAUUUCUCUCUCAUAUUUUCUGCCGAUAGGCCACUCAGGUUAGGUUUCUUCAUCGAAUUGUGCAAUUUCGUCUCAGCGCCGAGAGUCCGAUGUCGUUCAUACUCUGGAUCUAUGUGAAACUCAUUGAUCGAUCUCCCUCUCUCAUAUCUAGAGUUUGUCGGUUAGAUGGCGGAACAGAAGAAGGAAGCUGGCGGCAAAGAGAAGAAGUCCUUUCUCUAUGAUGAAAUUGGAAAUUAUUUCCUUGGCUCAUGGACGAAGAUGGCAGUGGAUGACACUAUGGAUUUCAACAUUGAAACAGUUCCAAAAGGGGAUAUAAAACGAAGGCAUUCAACUUUGGGAACUUGGACAUCGAUUUUAAUAUGGAUGGAGAUUUUGCCAAGUUACAAUCCUUCAAGAUGGACAUGCCAGACCUUGAUUUCUCAAGCCCCGAACAUGUUUUUAAAUCGAAGCAAAAAGUGGAUAGAGGAUCCUCUAGUGGACAGCAGAAAGGAAAAUUAGACACCUUUGACAUCUCUUUUGAUUUUGACGGAUUCAACCUCGAUGAAGACAUAAUCAAGGU